AUGAAUUAGCCUUAUCUUCAUCCUCUUUAACAAAUUAAUUAGGACUCAGCACCCAAAGAAACUCUUUAUGUCAGUGGAUUGAAUGAUAAAAUUAAAUUGGAAGACUUAAAAUUUGUGUUAUACAUUCUCUUUUCCUAAUUUGGAGAAGUCUUAUAGAUUGUAAUGAAAAAAACAUAAAAAUUAAGAGGUCAAGCUUUUAUUGUGUUUUAAAAUAUUACUUAUGCCACCAAUGCCAAAUCAGCCUUGUCUGGAAUGAUGGUCUAUGACAAACCACUAAUCAUUGAAUUUGCAUAUAAGAAGAGCGUAAUCUUCGAUAGAAUGGAAGGCAAAUUUUAUUACAAAUAGAAAUAAUAAAAAGAAUUACAGCCAACUUUGCCAACAGAUUUGGCCAAAGAGAGAAAAUAAAAAAAAUUAGAAGACAAAUUGAAUAACAAUACUGUUUUCAAUUAAGGAGAAAAUCAUUACCACCAUUUGUCACCGAAAUUAUGUUAUCGGAGUUAUUUAGACAAUAUCCUGGUUAUUCAUUUAAUUAAGGUAAUAACCGCAAGAGGCUUGGCCUUUGUUGAAUAUUAAAAUGAUGACCAAGCUACUGUAGCUUUGAAAGGACUCAGCAAUUUUAAAAUUACUCCUGAAUGCCAACUCAAAGUAAAGUAUGCAAAGAAAUGA
Molecule: messenger RNA, 666 nt
Organism: Paramecium tetraurelia
Lineage: Eukaryota; Ciliophora; Oligohymenophorea; Peniculida; Parameciidae
Exons: 3
Biological process (GO): mRNA splicing, via spliceosome
Cellular component (GO): U1 snRNP
Molecular function (GO): U1 snRNA binding
Source: RefSeq, a predicted model, not a curated record